ACAUACUUAUGUCAUACCACGUAUAUUUCAUUUCUCGCCUUUCGUUGUGAGUUACUGCGCAGUGUGCUCCGCAGGCCGAGCAGCCAGCAGCUUUCAUCUUUCUCGAGUCGGGAUGCGUCCCGAAAGUCAUUAAAAAAAAAGUGACAACCUUUAUAUCCGCGACCGUACAGAUCGGGACUAAUGUUACCAGCCAUGGUAGUUGAUGUUAAAAAGAGACAACACGGCCCCAGCUUAACUAUCUCUCUCUAACCGCUCGGUAUCGUGGAUGGACUAGGGCUCCUUCCAGUAUGGUUAUAUUUAUAGUUCAAUGCUUUAGAGCGCUGACGUUGAAAAUUUCAAGAUUUCGGGAAAACAAUGCAUAUUGGUUAGAAAUUUAUUGAUGCAUAGUUACAUCAGUUAAUUUUAAUUUGAGGAGAUUAUUGCAGUUAUCAACAAAGUGCAAGAUUACAAUAUGCAUACAGUUCUAACGCGUGGAAAUGCUAUCUUAGCAUAUACGUUAAGUGUAUCAGCCUGCCUCACAUUUUGCUGUUUUCUUUCAACGGUAUUUAUCGAUUACAGAGCGAACGCAACGUUAAAUACAGUUAAAGUUGUUGUGAAAAAUGUUCCAGAUUAUAGCGCAUCGAGGGAAAAGAAUGACUUGGGUUACUUAACUUUUGAUCUACAAACUGAUCUCACUCCAUUAUUUAAUUGGAAUGUUAAACAGUUAUUCUUAUAUUUAACAGCAGAAUACCAAACAGAGAAUAAUGAAUUUAAUCAGGUAGUAUUAUGGGAUAAAAUAGUACUUCGUGGAGACAAUGCUCUACUUGACUUCAAAAACAUGAAUACAAAAUAUUACUUUUGGGAUGAUGGCAAAGGUCUUAGGGGAAAUAGGAAUAUUACUUUAACAUUAUCUUGGAAUAUUAUACCAAAUGCUGGAUUGUUACCUAGUGUUAAUGCUUUUGGGUCCCACACUUUUGCAUUCCCAUCUGAAUAUACCACAUUGCGUGUAUAAUAUUAUAUAUAGCACAUACAUUAUAAUUUUGAUUAUAUGAUCUUUUUAUU
Molecule: messenger RNA, 1041 nt
Organism: Harpegnathos saltator (Jerdon's jumping ant)
Lineage: Eukaryota; Metazoa; Arthropoda; Insecta; Hymenoptera; Formicidae
Gene: Spase22-23
Product: Signal peptidase complex subunit Spase22-23
Exons: 5
Coding region: 452-991 (179 amino acids)
Biological process (GO): protein targeting to ER
Cellular component (GO): signal peptidase complex; membrane
Source: RefSeq, a predicted model, not a curated record